AUGCACGAUCUUAAUGAUCUGCCUGAUUUGAACGCUCUUCCGUCGAAUCUGACACAAAGAAACAAACGAAUGUUCAACAACGUUCUCAUGAGCGAUGUAAACUUCAUCGUCAAAGACAGUGAAACUGGGAAAAAGGUAGCCAUUCCUGCUCACAAGUAUGUACUUUCGAUCGGGAGCCCUGUUUUCUACAAAAUGUUUUACGGGGAUCUGGCAGAGGCGAGCAAUUCCGUGGAAGUUGUAGACGCGGACUCCAACAGUCUCCUUGAACUUCUACGGUUUUUGUAUUCCGACGAAACCAAUUUAACAGCCGGCUGCGUUCUUCAAGUGAUGUACCUAGCUGAAAAGUAUAUGGUGACUGGAUUACUAGACGAGUGCUCCGAGUUUCUGAAGAACGAAAUUGACGCCGAAAACGCGUUUGAGGUUUUAACUCAGUGCGAACAUUUCCGUGACACCGAGGAACUUGAGGAAAGAUGCUGGAGCAUCGUGGAUCUACAAACCAGGAAAUGUCUUCGCUCCCAAAGCUUUCUUGCCACAUCUGAAAGGAUUUUAGAUGUUCUUUUGAGACGUGAGACGUUAGACAUUUAUGAAGAUGAAUUAUUCCGUGCAGUGUUGUUCUGGGCAGAAGCCAAGUGUAGACUGCGGUCAAUUGACCCGACAGCUCAAAACGUAAAAAAGGCGAUUGGAGGUGCAAUGUCACAUAUUCGUUUUUCUUGCAUAGCCGACAAAGAAAUACUUAAUCGGGCGCUGGAAUCUGGAAUACUUGACAACGAUGCCUGCCAGGCCUCAAGAGGGCAUACAACUCCAAGGUCCAAGAGAUUUGCUCUAGAGAAAUUUAAUCACGACUUUCCCCUACGCACCAUCGUGGAUGAUAGCAACCUUUGCGUCAGGCAGCGCCAAGGAAUAAAACCUCUCCGCUGUCGCCGCUUGUUCAUGAAUGAACCACCUCGACUCUUUGCUCCGUACGAGAGCAAGCACAGUGUCAGCUUCAUAACAGAUCAGCCCGUCUGUAUGUAUGGAGUAAGGGUCAUUUCAAGCGGGCGCAAGUUAAACGACAAUUACGCGGUUAUUACAAAGCUAUUGAAUAGCAAUCGCUCUUGUAAUAGCUGUGUGAAAGGAACCUACAUUGUCGAAUACGGAGGAACCGAGGGAUUGCCAGGAUUUGAUGUAUACUUCGAAGAACCCGUUCUCAUUAAGAAAGGUGCGAAAUAUUUUAUCACCAUCUUCUCCCCUACCGAGCUCGACUUACCUCAGCGGAUCGGAAAGAAAGAUGAGGUACAUUGUGCAGGAGUUAACUUUUACUUUCCUGAUUCUACACACAGACAGUUUCCCGAGCUGAUCUUCCAUCCACUAGCGCCUUUGUGGCGGACGAAUUACACUGAAUUUAAACCAACGUAG
Molecule: messenger RNA, 1395 nt
Organism: Porites lobata
Lineage: Eukaryota; Metazoa; Cnidaria; Anthozoa; Scleractinia; Poritidae
Source: the annotation of a GenBank genome assembly